CAUCUGAUUGCCUGCUGGAAAUACUUUGAGGUAUCAACAAUGAACUCGAUGUUACUGUUAUUUUUUUCUGGAAUUCUCGCCUGUUGUGCACAUUCUACUGGAGAUUUGGUAUCCAGGUUACUCCUCGUGUCCUUUGAUGGCUUCAGGGCCGAUUACCUGGAAACGUAUAAACUUCCUCAUCUUCAGGAGUUCAUUGAGGACGGGGUGCUUGUAAAAGAAGUUACAAACUCUUUUAUCACCAAGACUUUCCCAAACCAUUAUACCAUAGUGACAGGUUUAUAUGAAGAAAGCCACGGCAUCGUGGCCAAUGACAUGUAUGACGCAGACUUGAAGAAAAGGUUCACACAGUUCAACGAUUCGGAUCCCUUCUGGUGGAAUGAGGCAGUUCCCAUCUGGGUAACAAAUCAACAGCAGGGAAAUGGAGCAAGUGCUGCUGCAAUGUGGCCCGGUACUGAUGUAAAAAUUAACGAUACGACCCCUCAGUUCUUUAUGAAGUAUAACUUUUCAGUCACAUUUGAGGAGAGAGUGGAGAAAAUCGUCGCGUGGCUCAAUAGCUCAAACCCAGUCGUCACUUUCGCUACGUUAUACUGGGAAGAACCAGAUGCAAGUGGGCACAAGUAUGGACCCGCUGACACUGAGAACAUGCGCAAAGUAUUAGAAGAAGUGGAUAAUCUUGUUGGUUUCCUUACUAAUAAAUUGAAGGCGUUCGGUUUGUGGGACACCAUCAAUAUCAUAAUAACCAGUGACCACGGAAUGACCUCCUGUUCUGCAGAGAAGCUGAUUGUCCUGGAUAGGUGCAUUGAUCGUGAUGCCUACACUCUGAUAGACAAGAGUCCAGUUGCUGCAGUGCUGCCAAAGCAGAACAAGAGAGAUGUGUAUAAUUCACUGAAAAAGUGCCACGGUAACAUGACAGUAUAUCUCAAAGAAGAAAUUCCAGGCAGAUUUCAUUAUCAGCAUAAUAAGAGGAUUCAGCCUAUCAUUCUGGUUGCAGACGAAGGCUGGACGAUUGUGCAGAACGAGUCUCUUUCAAAAUUAGGAGACCAUGGCUAUGACAACACUCUCCCAAGCAUGCAUCCAUUCCUGGCUGCUCGCGGGCCGGCUUUUCAUCGAGGUUACAAGCAAAGUACGAUGAACAAUGUUGAUAUUUACCCCAUGAUGUGCCACAUUCUGGGACUAACACCGCAGCCCCACAACGGCACCUUCAGUAACGCCAAGUGCUUGCUCGCUGACCAGUGGUGCAUAAACCUUCCAGAAGCUAUUGGGAUAGUUAUUGGGGCUUUUAUGAUACUGACAACUUUCGCCUGCAUUAUAAUCAUGUCAAACAACAGAGUGGCUGCUCCAAGGUCGUUUUCUCGACUUCAGUUACAAUAUGACGAUGAAGAUCAUAUUUAA
Molecule: messenger RNA, 1392 nt
Organism: Apaloderma vittatum (bar-tailed trogon)
Lineage: Eukaryota; Metazoa; Chordata; Aves; Trogoniformes; Trogonidae
Gene: ENPP4
Product: ectonucleotide pyrophosphatase/phosphodiesterase 4 (putative)
Exons: 3
Coding region: 40-1392 (450 amino acids)
Source: RefSeq, a predicted model, not a curated record